AUGUCUAGUUUCGCCGUGAGAGUUGAUUCUAACCUCAACGACAGUGGUGAAAUCACCGAAGAUGUUCCUUCCGAUAAUGAUCUUUGUGCCAUAGAGGUGAAAGCCACUGCAGAAAAUGUGGAUGAAGCUGUCCGAGAACUUCCCGAUGCCAACUUGUUAAGGUAUUCCAUUUGGAUGUGGAAUAUGUGUUGUUGCUUGUUUUGUUGGUUCUUUUGGAUGCUAAAUACUAACGUUGGGUUUGAUUUUUCCCUUAGGCAUUGGAGCAAUCAAACUUUUCAGAGUCCAAAGGCAAAAAACCCUGAAAAUCUAGUUGCCAUCAUAUUGGGUGGAGGUGCUGGAACUCGACUCUUUCCUCUUACCCGCAUAAGAGCCAAGCCCGCAGUUUCCAUUGGAGGGAGUUACAUACUGAUAGAUAUUCCUAUGAGCAAUUGCAUCAACAGUGGCAUCAGGAAAGUGUUCGUUUUAACUCAGUUCAAUUCUUGCUCCCUCAAUGCCCACUUGUCUCGCACCUAUAAUUUUGGAAAUGGAGUGAACUUUGGAGGUGGUUUUGUGGAGGUCUUGGCUGCUACUCAAAUUCCUGGAGAAUCUGGGAGCAAAUGGUUCCAAGGAACAGCUGAUGCAAUGAGACGAUUUACCUGGGUUUUUCAGGAUGCCAAGAACAAGAGUAUUGAACACAUAAUGAUAAUUUGUGGUGACCAUCUUUGUCGGAUGAACUAUAUGCAGCUUGUGGAGACACACAGUGAGAACAAUGGUGAUAUCACAGUUUCAUGUAUAUCUAUGGAUGAAAGCGGUGCAUCUGAUCAUGGGCUGAUGAAAAUUGAUAGAAGGGGAACGAUUACAGAGUUUGUAGGUAAACCAAAUGAAGUAGACGUGAACGCAAUGCGUGUUGAUACCAUUCUCCUAGGCUUAAGUGCAGAAGAAGCAGAUAAAUAUCCUUUUCUUUCCCCAAUUAGUGUUUUUGUAUUCAGAACUGAGGUCUUGUUGAAACUGCUAAGGUGGAGUUGUCCUUCCUGCAAUGACUUAGAAUCUGAAAUCAUCCCAUCUUCUUUGAGGGACCACAUAGUCCAAGCAUAUAGGUUCAGGAAUUACUGGAAAGAUAUUGAUCAAAUACCUACGUGCCUUUUAUUGCUUUAA
Molecule: messenger RNA, 1134 nt
Organism: Vigna radiata var. radiata (mung bean)
Lineage: Eukaryota; Viridiplantae; Streptophyta; Magnoliopsida; Fabales; Fabaceae
Product: glucose-1-phosphate adenylyltransferase large subunit 2, chloroplastic-like
Exons: 11
Coding region: 1-1134 (377 amino acids)
Biological process (GO): glycogen biosynthetic process
Molecular function (GO): glucose-1-phosphate adenylyltransferase activity
Source: RefSeq, a predicted model, not a curated record